This is a messenger RNA of Symbiodinium natans, 5175 nucleotides long. The record is from the annotation of a GenBank genome assembly. Lineage: Eukaryota; Dinophyceae; Suessiales; Symbiodiniaceae.
AUGCUUCGCAACAUCUUGCCCAUAGCCCUGCUGCAUCAAGCCAGCGGUGCAUGUUUCAAGCAUGUGUCUUGCACCAGCUGCAUUGCUGAAAGCAAUGAUGCUGGGUAUUGCAUGUGGUAUACGCAGCCGCGGCUGGAGGGGAUCGGUGCCUGUGUGGCCGGCCACCCCGGCUACGCACCUCCCCAAGACAUGUCCGGGCAGCUGGCCACAGAUGCUUAUGGCCUGUGGUCCAUGACGCUGCCAACCAGCGAGACGGCCUAUUUCACUGUGCAUGACAUUGAUCAAAUCUCAGACGACAGCUGCUACACCACAGAAUGCCUGUACCAGGCAGGGUGUGACCCAGGCUAUUAUGCAGUGGAGAACAACCCUUGCUAUAGCGACGAUGUCUUUCCUGCUUGGCGGGAGCUUCGCUGCUGUCGGCAGCAGCGGAACAUAAAUGGUUACUUGAGAGGCUUCGAGGCCACCAACGGGAUCAUCGAUGGCAAGCUCUUCUAUGCGUCUUGCUGUGCAACCUGCUAUCCUGGUGAGGUGAUUGUCGGCUGCCACGCCUACUUCGCUGGGGAGUGCCAGACAUGCGCCGCCGGAAGGUUCAAUCCCACGGGCAGCCCUGGCAGCAGCUGCGAGUCUUGCCAGCCAUGCGAAGCGGGCAAGAUUCGCAAGGGCUGUGGUCCAGCAACGGCCGGCUUGUGUGUGGAAUGUGCGGCUGGCAGCGAGUUCAAAACCAUCGGGUUGGAAGGUGCAUGGACAGACACCUGCCAGGCAUGUGAGGACUGUCCAAGAGGCCACGUCCGCGUGGGUUGCGGUGGGGCAGACCCUGGCCACUGCUCGCCGUGCUCUGGGGGCAGCUUUUUCGGAGCACCUUUCUGUCGCACUUGCUUCACAUGCAUCCAGGGCGAGCGCCGGGGCUGUGGUGGACAGCAGAUUGGCGUUUGCACGGAAUGCAGCAUGGGUAAGUACGAGGUGGCGAACACUGACGGUGCUUGCUUGGACUGCGAAACAUGCUCUGAAGACGAAGCAGAGACGAGCGCGGACGGCUUCCAAGUUUCGGGACCAUGGGUUCGCGUGGGAUGUGGAGCUGCUUCCACUGGCAAAUGCGUGCGCAUGGCAGCGCAGCUGAACCUCCAGGACGUUGCAAGAUGCCCGACAGCAGCUGAUGCGGAUGCGCUCUGCGAGGGUGCAUCAGUCUCUGCCCGCUGGACGAUGCAUGGGCUGUCUUUGCGGAAGCUCGAUGCGGAGUACGGGAAUUGCACCGCCGAAGCCGGCCUGUGCCUUUCCGGCUUCUGGCGCGUCACUCUCUACAGACGCGAGAUCGAUGACUUUGCUGGCACGCAGGUGGCCGAGCUGGGAGAGUGGUUCUCCGGCGAACUGGAGCACGAAUCAUCCCUGGACGAUCCCAACGCCGUGUUCGUGAAGAGAGGGCUCCAGCUACCCGAUGGGUUGCCAGAGGCUUCGGGCUACUUUCUGAGAAUCUUCUUCUUCGACGCCGGCGGGAGCUGCUGUGGGGCGACUUCGGUGAGCCCGCUCUUUGCGGACUCAGAAGAUCUGAGUUUGGCUGGCCAGAUGCAGGACGUGCAGGAAGCGGUUGAUUUAGCUGCACAUGAAAUUUCUGCUGGCAGCUGGCAGGCUGCCCAUGCCCUGCUGAGCGACACCUGCGCACAGCACAAUGUCGACGGCUCUUGGGAAGCCUGUGAGAGGGCGAAGGCACUGCAGCUUGGCUUGCCGGCGGGCCAGCGGAGCAUGGUGCCCUUUGCCCUGCUGCACUCUGCCGGCAGUGCAGACAUCGCGGCGCUCGGGGCCGCCUUUCCCGUCAAGGAAGCUGGCGAGCGCCUUUUGGACAUGGAGCGCAUCCAUGAGGUGAUGGUGCAACUGAUUCCGCCCAACCUGAGCGUAUGGCAGUCGCUUAUGCGUCCGUUGUUUUCCACGCCGGGGCGAUUGCUUUCCACUAAUGCCACGGACAGCAGUGCCAACAGCAGCGCUCCCAACAGCACCGACGGCAACGCCAUCAAUGGCACCAACGCCACGGCUGCGGAAGCCAGCAACGGCUCCAAUGGUACGGCGGUGGCAGAGGCCUCCACGACCACCGAGACCACCACCACGUUCCCACAGUUGUUGGACUUCACUGCAGAGACGGCAGAGGCCUUGUUGGUGCAGCUCCGAGGUGAGGCCCUUCAAGCAGCAGCAGGGGCUGAAGCCCUGAAGGAUCAGUGGCAGUCCGAGGUGUCCUCCUGCGUGCAGCUCCUGCCGGCCAAGCUUCGUGAACUACAGGAGAUCGACAAGCUCCUGGGCGAAAGUGCCGAGGCCGCGGGCUUCAGCGUCGUGCGCAUGGCGCAGGCCAUCACUUGGAAGCUCCGAGGAGAGCUGCAGCAGCUCGUCAACUCCACCGACCUGUCGGACAAGGAGCAGAAGAGCAUCGAGGUCGUCCAGAGAAUCGCCUCGAUGGCUUUGAUGAUGCUCGGAACAUGGGGCCACGAUUGGUAUCACGGCCUGGAGUGGCGGUUACUUGCACGGGUGGACUCUGCAACUUGGCCCCCGGUCAUGACGCCUCCGCUGGGCAGCGCAUUGCCACCACCGGGGGCCGUGAGCAUAGCAGAGACACGGAAGCGCGUCUGGGAUCCCUUUCUGCAGGUGGCGGAGGACUGGUUCUCCUUUGCAGAGGGCGUUCGCCUGGAGGUGGAGAACCAGACAGGCUCAGACGGGACCAGCGGCGCCUCGCUGACGCGACUUCUGCCCAUCAUGCAGGCAACGGUCGGCCAAGUCUCAGAUUUCACGGAGCAGGUGCUGGAACCACUCGCUCGAGAAGGCUCAACGCUCUUCGCCGGGCCGCUUCCAAACAUUUCACAGCCAUCAAGCUGCGGCAACCGCGGUUGGUGCUUGUCCUUCGCGGCACGUCAGCUGUCGGAGGAGUUGGCGAUAGAGGACGCAUGGGAUGGCUUCGGUCCACAAGCAGUCCGACCUUGGAUCGACCCACGCGUGGAGGACUUGCGACUGAAGAGGGCAUCCACUGAAAUUCUGCAGAUGGUUUGGGGCAGAAUACGGAUCUUGGAGGAACUCUUGCUUCAAGUCAUUGACGUGCGAGAUAUUCAGAAAGAGCCGAGUAUUUCUGCAGCUGCUUCGGCGCAGUCAAGCCACAUAGCAGCCCACAUAGACGUGAUCUUGCAGUGGUCGGACCGGCCGAACAUGACCACUGGCAGCGAUCAACCGGAAGCAGCCUGGCACUGGCACGAGCUCCGCAAGCUGCGCUCGGCACUGGACCGCAGCCGCCGAUCGGCUGCCUUGUUGGCACGACGGCGCCUGAGUCGCUUGGAGCUCUUGACCGCCUGGGUCUCGGGCCAGCGCGAUGAUGGCUAUGCAGCCGGGCCAGCCACCUGGAGUUGGCGAAGGCCGUGGUCACCGUGGAGCCUGCAGUCCGACGGCAGUCCGGCCAUGUCUCUUUUCGAAGCUUCGGGUGCAGCUGCUUCAAAGCUUGAGGCGGCCAUUGGUGACCAGGAAUUGCAUUCAGUGACGCAUGCACAGGCAUACCUCAGGUACGAUAUCAGCUUCGAUCAGCGUCCUGUAUCUUAUGCCGGAUUGGUCCAAACAGGCAGCGCGAUCAUGCGGCUGACAGCUCCUGCUGGACGGGAUCACUUGCUGAUGCACUCUGAGGCGAAAGCGUUUUUGAUCUCCUUGCCGGCAUCUCAGCUUCCAGAUCCCUUGCAGCCUGGUGCGGAAACGAGCGAAGCUCCGUCUGGAGCCUUUCCGCAGCCCCACGUGGAGCUCCGCUUGAAACGGUUGCCCGGGGCCUUCGAUGCUGCGGACACUGUGGUAGAGCCCCCGCAAGAAGGCACCCUGCCGUUUGUGACGCGACACGAACGUGGCACCUGCAUGCCGCUUGCCCAGAUCCAUGCCGAGAAGCCUCCUGAGAUAGUCCCUGCUGCUUUGCUGCCCCUGGAUGGCUUUUGGGUUCUGACCGCCCGGGAUGGCACGACGGCAAAGAUGCUUCAAAUCGAUGAAGGGACCGUCCUUCGCCUCUUGUUUGAGAUUGACGUUCCGGAUGGCACUCCACCGUGGCAGUUGUUGUCGGACACGCGGGACGUCUUGUACAAGUUGCCCGAAGAUGGGUCUUGCAGCGGCCUGCGGCCCAUCUUCGGUUCGGCGCCAGAAACUUCGACCUUUCCCCCAACUACUCGCACCACCCUGCACACUCAAACUGCCACCACGAUACCCUUGAUACCCACCACCAGCCGUCAGGGCGUCAUAAUUGUCGAGGAGGAAGAGGACCUUGUCUUGGCACCGAAGCACUCCACGUCCUUGCCACCGGGGGCCGCUCCGGAACCUUGGACUCCUCCGAUUUGGUUCUAUGCCGUUCUCUUCUUGCUGGUGCUUAGUAGCAUGGUCAUCGGAGUGCGAUGCGUCUUCAAGUACCAGCGCCGGCGCAUCCAGAAUGCGAAUAAGAUUCUGCCCGAGGUGUUGCAAGAGGAGGGGAAGGUGAACGUAGAAGAAGGCAGCCCCGCGGAGGCCGCCCCCACCAUCCUGACCAAGGAGAACCCGCUGCGAGAGACUGCAGCCGUCAAGGCAUCGGACAAUCCGUAUCUGGCCAUGGCCAAGAAGUCCCCCAAGAAGAUGGCAUCCCGAAAGAGUGGCUCGUGGGAGAUUUCCGACACCCCACGAGAGGACGAGGCCAAGAACGACGAGGACAACAAGUCCUGGUCCGAAGCAUCCACCCCGGAGGGUUCGGAUGCAGAGGACGCUGCCUCCAGCAGCCAUAGCAGCCUACACUCGCCGUCCUCGGGAUCUGGUGAUUCCUCGGCUUCCAGUCGCCGGUCGUUGGUUAGCCCCCGCACCGCGCUGGCAGCCAAGGCACUUGGCACCCACGCGCAGAACUUCAGCCCCGAUGCGCUGGCUGCAGGGGCCUUGCGGGCUCAUGCGCGGGACUUCAUGCCGGACGUCAGGCCCCCCAAGCCCGACGAUGUCAAGGCAGCUCAGGGUCUGCAUGCCCACGCCAAGAUGGUUGCCUCCUCCAGCAGUGGCCCGGCGCUCCCAGUCGUGCCGCCCGUGGCACGCCCACAGGGCUCCAAGCACUCCAAGGACUCCAAGGACUCCAAGGACUCCAAGAACUCCAAGAACUCCAAGGGCUCGGAAGCCGAGGAGGGUGCUGAGGUGAAAGAGGCCAAGAGCUCCACGGAGGCGCUCGGAUGA